AUGUCGUCCAAGUCUGCCGCUGCUAUCUUGCAACGACAAUUUAAAGAUCUUACGGACCCGAAGAAGGGCAUCCCGUCGUUCCACAUAGAGUUGGACAACGACAACAUAUUCUUGUGGAACAUCGGCAUCAUGGUGUUGAAUGAAAGCUCCAUGUACCAUGGUGGCUACUUUAAGGGACAGAUGAGAUUCCCGCCUGAGUUUCCCUUCUCGCCUCCGACGUUUAGAUUCACCCCUGCUAUAUACCACCCUAACGUCUAUAGGGACGGCAGGUUAUGCAUUUCCAUUUUGCACCAGGGCGGUGACCCUACCCUGGAAGAACCUGACAGUGAAACCUGGUCUCCAGCACAAACCGUGGAGUCCGUAUUGAUUUCCAUUAUAUCGUUGUUGGAAGACCCUAACGUUUCAUCUCCAGCCAAUAUUGAUGCCUCCGUGGAAUUAAGGAAGAACCCAGACGCCUACAAGAAGAGAGUGUUACAGGAAGUUGAAAGAUCCAAGAUCGAUAUCCCUGAAGAUUUCGUCAUGCCCGAAUCUGAGCAUUUGGCCUACGGUAACGGGAACUCCAUCAACAACGAAGUUGAGCAGGAACCUGUUGAUGAAGAUUUUUGGUAUGACAGCGAAGAGGAGAGCUUCGACGAGGAAAGCUUGAUGGAUGAUAUGGAAGACGAGGAAGAAGAGGAAGAGGAAGAAGAAGAGGAAGAUGUUAAUAUGAAGUGA
Molecule: messenger RNA, 714 nt
Organism: Dujonia railenensis
Lineage: Eukaryota; Fungi; Ascomycota; Pichiomycetes; Serinales; Debaryomycetaceae
Source: the annotation of a GenBank genome assembly